Messenger RNA from Nerophis ophidion (straightnose pipefish), 6369 nucleotides. It is a transcript of the gene itpka, whose product is annotated as inositol-trisphosphate 3-kinase A. Gene Ontology annotation, cellular component: cytoplasm; nucleus. Gene Ontology annotation, biological process: inositol phosphate biosynthetic process. The transcript is spliced from 7 exons. The coding region runs from base 234 to 1385 and encodes 383 amino acids. NCBI's taxonomy places the organism in Eukaryota, Metazoa, Chordata, Actinopteri, Syngnathiformes, Syngnathidae. The record is from RefSeq and is a predicted model, not a curated record. Gene Ontology annotation, molecular function: inositol tetrakisphosphate kinase activity; inositol-1,4,5-trisphosphate 3-kinase activity.
ACGCGCGUCGUGCACCAGUCGAGCGCUCAGGGGCAGCAAUGAACAGCUCGCUCGCAAGGAGGAAGUCUGGCUUGGACCGUUUGAAUACUUCAAAAAAGCUCCUCACGACGCGUUCAAUGCCCUGAAGGAACGUAGGAAAGAGAACUUCCGGGCAACUUUUUUUUUUUUUUGACAGGCAAUGCCGGAGUUGUGAUGAACUCUCCCGGUGGGUCGAAGGCGCGUUCAAUGCUGUGAUGGACGCUCACCGGGUACCGCAAGUGACAAUCACCCCGGAUGGAGGCGGGUCCUCGCGGGAGAUGCAGCAGGAAGACUGGGGUGAGAACCCCGUGGACGGUGCCCUGCGGAGGAAGCUGUCGACCUCCUCUGUGUCCUCCACCGGCUCUUCUGCGGUGGAGUCUGAAGAUGACCUGCUCAGCGACAGCGAGAGCAAAAGUCGAGGCAUCAUCACUUUGGAACACUUAGUGGACACUGGAGAGAACAAGCCCUGGUGGAAGUUAAAGACCAUCGUCCAAUGGCCCUUUAGCGCCACCCAGAGAAGAAAAGUGAACUGGGUGCAGCUUGCUGGUCAUAAAGGUAACUUUAAAGCGGCGGACGAGGGGACCAUUCUAAAGAAGUACUCCGAGAAUGAGAUGCUGUGUUUCGAGAGGCUGAGAAACGACGCUCUGCUCCCCUUCGUGCCCGUUUACCACGGCAUCGUGGAAAAAGACGGGGAGUCUUUUCUACACAUGGCUGACCUGCUGAUGACCUUCGACCUCCCGAAUGUCAUGGACUGCAAGAUGGGAGUGAGAACCUACUUGGAGGACGAGUUGGUGCGAGCGCGGGAGCGGCCUAAACCGAGGGAGGACCUGUACAACAAGAUGGUGCAGGUGGACGGCGAAGGACCCACUCCCCAGGAACAUUCCCAACGCGGUGUCACCAAACCUCGCUACAUGCAGUGGAGGGAGAGCCUGAGCUCCAGCAACACAAUGGGCUUCAGGAUAGAAGGCAUCAAGAAAUGUGACGGCACGUGUCGGACGGACUUCAAGAAAACCAGGUCAGAGCAGGAUGUCAUGCUGGUGUUCAAGGACUUCGUCGGAGGGAACGCGAAGAUAAUAAAGUCCUACCUGAGCAGACUGUUGGAGAUCCGACAGGCACUGACAGCAUCAGAGUUCUUCAAGCGGCAUGAGGUCAUCGGCAGCUCUCUGCUCUUCAUCCACGACCACACGGGCAACGCACAGGUGUGGAUUAUUGACUUCGGAAAGACCACGGCGCUACCCGAAGGCCACACGUUGAAACACAACGUUCCAUGGCGAGAGGGCAACCGCGAGGACGGAUACCUGUGGGGGCUGCAAAACCUCAUCCACACCCUGGAGGCUGUAAGUGGCGAAGGGAGCAGUCAGGAAUAAACCUGACUCAACUGUAAACGCGGCAGAGGAAGUGGGUGAAAGGUCACCACAGAGAGACAUUUAGUGCGAUGGGGUGUGGGAGUUUUUGUUUUAUUAAGGCUGUGAAAGUGGAACUUUUUUAUGUGAUGUGAAGAAAAGCAGACAUGUGGAAAAAAGUAUUGGGACACCUACAGUACAGGAGGUGUAGCCUACUUGCAUCGCCUGCAGCUGCGGUGUCCAAAGUGCGGAUAAAAUCUGGGCAUGUUAACCCGGCCAGAAUCUAUCCAACGAUAUAACAUGUCGGGAGGUAUUUUGAAGUCAUGGCCUGUACAAAGCUAUUUGUCGCCAUGGUUACACACUGUUACCAAACAUAAGUAGGGAUUUUCUCCCCAUUGGGACCCAUCCAGUGAUACAACGCAAAGUUUUGUCUUUAAAUACAUACAGGCGGUCCUCAUUUUACCGUAUUUCGCCGUUGUUAAUUAUCACUACUCUGUGCAGGGUGCAGGGCCCCGCUAUCCGUGAGGAGCCCUGUUUUGCGUGAAGAAGCGCUUGUAAAAAGUCAGUUAAUGAAUGACCGAGUGUUUCAUAUGAAUUUUAUCGCAAAUGUAUUCCUAGUUCGUCACUGAAAAGAAUACGGCAAAUUACACAGGAAGAACUUAUUGUUUCCUGCAGCACCGUAUCGUUGGCGAUUGGGAGCUAGGAUCGAAUUUUGGUUAGUAACAUCCAUGCAAAUUUAUUUAUAAUUAUGUUUAAUUUAUUUUGCACUUAAAACAUAUUAUCAAACAAUUUCUGUCCCGUUUGAAGACAUAACAUGCAUCAAAUUAAAUUCAAGUUUGGUUAAAAAAGAAAAAAAAAAGGUUUCACAUGAAUAAAAAAAGUAUGACUUUUUUUAAUGAGCGGGGCCUCAAAGUUCAAGUUUGGCUUAGAGUCCUAAUUUAGCCAGGGGUGGCCAUGUUAAUACUGUUCAAAUAGAAAAAGAGAACAAGUUGCAAUAAAUAAGUGGGCGGAGACGUAGUCGCAUGAUUUUAAACAUCACUUUGGUUCUUUGUAGUUAACUUUAUAUGUUUAAUAUCCAUUAUUAAGCAUAAAACAGACUCCCCUGCCAGCAGUGCGUCAAAGUAAAGGAAAGUGAAACAAGACAACCGAACAUAAAUCAAAUUUUUUUUAAAUAAUCGAUUUAAAGUUAAGGUUCCAAUGAUAGUCACACACACACUAGGUGUGGUGAAAUUUGUCCUCCGCAUUUAACCCAUCCCCAUGUUUAAAAACCGGUGGGGUGAGGGGAGCAGUGAGCAGCAGCGCACGCAACCCUUGAUGCUAAAUGCCAAGCAGGGAGGCAACGGGUCCCAUUUUUUAUAGUCUUUGGUAUGACUCGGCUGGGGUUUGAACUCACCACCUACCGAUCUCAGGGCGGACACUCUAACCACAAGGCCACUGAGCUGGUAUCAAUCAUUGCAGCCCUAUUCAAGUUUGAAUAAAAAGUAUAAAAGUAUGAAAAAACUCUGGUAAUGAGUGGGGCCUCAUUGCAAAUUAAAAUUCUGCUUAGGACAUACUUGCCAAACCCCCCCGAAAUCGGAGGUCUCAAGGUUGGCAAGUAUGGCUUAGAACCUCACUUUAAUAUUGUUAUACGAGAAAAAGAGAACUGGAUGCGGACAAUUCGUGCGUGCAAGAAUACGAAGUCGUGCGUUGCUAAUUUGCUUUAGUUAACCUUUGGUCUUUAACCUCCGUUAUGUCUCCCAAGCACAAGGCAGACUCUUCUGAUAGUAGUACGUCAAAGAAAAGGAACAUUUUAAAAAAAGAUAACAUAAAAUGCUCAGAAAUAAAUCAAUCAUCAGACCUAAUGUUUUUUAUCACUUUUCAUGCACAGGCAAGUUGCUACACAAAGAGCUUUACACCAAAAAAAUAAUAACACAUGCACGAAGCAAAAAAAUAAAAAAUAAAAAAAAUAAAAAAAUAUAUAUAUAUAUAUAUAUAUAUAUAUUAAGUAUUUGAAUAAAUAAAUACAACAUUGAGAAUAAUAGUAGUAAUGAUAGCAAUACAUAAAGAAAAAAAUAAACGGAAUGAAAUUGUAAAACCUAAGAGUUUAGAAUAAUCAGUAAAAGACCCAAUAAAAUGUGUGCCUUUUAAUUUAAAAAAAAUAAUGGACUAGAAAGUGAAUGAAUGACGGCUUACAGUGUUGGACCGAAAAUGACUGGAGGAUAAAUAUUGUUUUCUUAGAACUUAUGAAAGGAUAUUCCAUAAAAAAAAGGGAAUAAGCGGUAGAAAAUGGAUGGAUGGAUGGAUCUGUGAUACAUAAGCAGCAUAGUGGUCUCAUUAUAGAGACUUCCUCCUUCCAGUAUACACGCUAACCACAUGGAUGAAAGUUGAAUGUAGCUCUUGUAGUUCAUCUUUUUAUUGCUGAUUUGAACUUUUACCUUUGUGUGUUCUGUGUACAGUCUGGGUUAAUUUAACCAACAUUCUUCUGUAAGUACAGUAGAUACAGUCUUGUCCCCUCUGCCUUUUUAUGAAAUGUAUCAAAUAUAUACAAAUAUCAGCAGUCGCUGGAAACAGCUUUGACAGCCUUGUCUCCGGUGCCAGUAAUCCUGGAACUGAGUGACAUGUUUAUGUGAAGGCCUUCAAGGAGAGCAGUAAACAAACUGACGUCAGUUCAACCGCUCAGCAUUGUGAAACUUUGCUUUUAUUUUAAAAUGCAUUAUCAGAUUGUACAUGAAUACUGAUUUUUGAUUGCGUCACGACCUCCACACUAACCCACGCCCACAAUUAUUUUAUUCUUUAAAUUAAUCACAGCUUUAGUUUAGUUUGCUGAUUUGAAUUAUCUGUUUUGGCCUUGUGAUAAGGUGGUGACUUGUCCAGGGUGUACACCGCCUUCCGCCCGAGUACAGCUGGUAUAAGCUUCAGCACCCACCGCGACCCCGAGAGGGACAAACGGUAGAAAAUGGAUGGAUGGAAGUAGUUUAGUAUAUUAGGCUUUUAAAAUAUACUGAAUUUGGAGUUCAAAUGUAUUUAAAUGCGCUUUUAUUGGAAGAUACACAAUAGCAGGAAACUCACUCUCUGGUUAAUAAAUACAUUAUAAUGGGACUGUCUGUGAAUACAGCUCGAUGCUACAAAAUGGCAUCAUAACGCCGCUUCUUAAUACAAAUCAUAAGCAUGUGGUCUGUAAGGGAAUAAGAAGACAAAGCAGCAGGGAUCAGUAUUGCCAAGUUAGCACAAGUAGUCCUCUAGAUAAUCAUUUUCGAAAAAAGCUAGCAACUUUUUCUGGUGUUGUUGGGUACUUUUAGAGACACAAAUUAUUUUCUGUCCCUCCCAACCACCAGCAGCGCUCACUAUCGUCCAUCUUUUUCGUGUUAUUAAGAGUUAUAAUGUAAGAUUUUAGUGUUUUUUAAGCACAUCCCAAAACCUAUUUUUUUUUAAAUAAAUUUAGCAUUUAAAGGCUAAGUGAAGUAAAAUAUCCAUACUACAGUAGUAUUGGCCUAUAGAUGAGACCAAACCUGCUUAGUAUUAUGGCCACUGAUUGCAUUAUUAUAUUGGAUUCAAAAAGUGUAUAGAUGAAUAAUUUCAUGUUUAGAUAGUUUUUAUAAUGUUAACAACGUAUUUAGAAUGUAGGUACAUUUAUUUAUGUCUGUACAAUAACAUGCAUUAACACUGAGGAGACCUAUUUUUGAAGUUUUCAGGUGGAUUUAUUUCCCAUUCUCUCCGUUGUGGUAAUUUAGUCUUCAUAUUGCGCCACACACUAUCGAUGGGAGACAGGUCUGGACUAAAGGCUGGCCAGGAAAGUACCCGCACUCUUUUACUAUGAAGUCACGCUGUUGUAACAUGUGGCUUGGCAUUGUCUUGCUAAAAUAAGCAGGGGCGUCCAUGAUAACAUUGCUUGGAUGGCAACAUAUGUUGCUCCAAAAUCUGUAUGUACCUUUCAGCAUUAAUGGUGCCUUCACAAAUGUGUAAGUUACCCAUGCCUUGGGCACUAAUACACCCCCCAUACCAUCACAACCUACUCAGUGGCCUAGGGGUUAGAGUGUCUGCCCUGAGAUCGGUAGGUUGUGAGUUCAAACCCCAGCUGAGUCAUACCAAAGACUAUAUAAAAAAUGUGACCCAUUGCCUCCCUGCUUGGCACUCAGCAUCAAUGAUUGGAAUUGGGGGUUAAAUCACCAUAAAUGAUUCCCGGGCGUGGCACCGCUGCUGCCCACUGCUCCCCAAUGGCUCAAAUGCGAGGACAAAUUUCACCACACAUAGUGUGUGACAAUUAUUGGUACUUUAACUUUAACAGAUGGUAUGGGGUUAUUUUCCUCUUUGGUCCGGAGGACAUGACGUCCACAGUUUCCAAAAACAAUUUGACCACAGAACAGUUUUCCACUUUACAUCACUCCAUCUUAGAUGAGCUCGGGGCCAGCGAAGCCAGCGGUGUUUCUGGGUAUUGUCUAUAAAUGGCUUUGGCUUUGCAUAGUAGAGUUUAAACUUGCACUUACAGAUGUAGCGACCAACUGUAGUUACUGACAGUGGUUUUCUGAAGUUUUCCUGAGCUCAUGUGGUGAUAUCCUUUGCACACUGAUGUCGCUUUUUGAUGCAGUACCAGCUGAGGGAUCAAAGGUCCAGAAUAUCAUCGCUUACGUGCAGUGAUUGCUCCAGAUGCUCUGAACCUUUUGAUGAUAUUAUGGACCUUAGAUGGUGAAAUCCUGAAAUUCCUUGCAAUAGCUCUUUAAAAAAUGUUGUUCUUUAACUGUUUGACAAUUUGCUCACACAUUUGUUGAUAACUUGAUGACGCUGGCCCCAUCCUUGUUUGUGAAUGACUGAGCAUUUCAUGGAAGCUGAUUUUACAUCCAUUCAUGGCACCCAUCUGUUCCCAAUUAGCCUGUUCGCUUGUGGGAUGUUCCAAAUAAGUGUUUGAUGAGCAUUCCUCAACUUUCUCAGUCUUUUUUGCCACUUGUGCCAGCUUUUUUUGAAACAUGUUGCAGGUAGACAUCAAAUUCCAAAUGAGCUAAUGUUUGCAAUAAAUAAAGUUUUUCACUUUGAA